AUGCGUUUCGUCUGGAAACAGAACUUCGGCGGAGGGCUCCCGGGUGCUGCCCCCUGCUGGCGCGGGCGGGGAGGACUGUACUUCGUCAGGGUGUCGGCCUACAAUGUGAAGGGAUAUGGUCCAGCUCAGAGCUCCAGCCCCCCCAGUGCUGCCCCCUCCAGCUGGACGCAGUGCUGUGGUGUGAAGCAGAGGAGCCGGGAGCAGGCGGCCGGAGUCGGGAAACUGCUGGAGCAGAUCCAGGACCCGCAGUACCGGGGCUACUUCAUAGAGACGUCCAGGGUUCACACCCCCAGCAAGAAGCUGUCUGUGUCUCGCAGCCUCAAGCACCUCUUCCAGUCGGCCACCAAGUUUGUGCGCAGCCUGCAGAGGUGA
Messenger RNA from Lepisosteus oculatus (spotted gar), 372 nucleotides. The record is from RefSeq and is a predicted model, not a curated record. NCBI's taxonomy places the organism in Eukaryota, Metazoa, Chordata, Actinopteri, Semionotiformes, Lepisosteidae.